Molecule: messenger RNA, 1044 nt
Organism: Lethenteron reissneri (Far Eastern brook lamprey)
Lineage: Eukaryota; Metazoa; Chordata; Hyperoartia; Petromyzontiformes; Petromyzontidae
Cellular component (GO): extracellular region
Molecular function (GO): cytokine activity
Source: RefSeq, a predicted model, not a curated record
UUAAUGUCGGGGGUCCAAAUGGGGCUGCUUGCUAACCCGAGCGUGAGGCUGAAGGCAAUGGAGAACGUGGGGGGCACGGCGCCGAGACAUGCGCACCCCCACAGCCCUCUGCGCCCCCCAGGAUACAUGCUAGAGCUCUACCGAAAGCUGAGGUCGGACAAGCGUCUCGGGGUGACACCUGCCGAGACUGCGCUGCCCAGGAAUUCGGACACAAUCCGCAGCAUUCCAGCGAAGGGACGACAGGAGACAUCGCGCGGGUGGCGUCUCAACUUUGACCUCUCCUCCGUGCCGGGUGACGAGACACUCCAGUUCGCCGAGAUCCGCUUUCGGCCGCCCCCGCGGGCGCAGGACGAGUCGACCAGGCGCGGGCCCACCUGCUCGGUGGAGAUCUACCACACCUCGCCGCCCGUGUUCGGCGAGGAGCCUGCAGAUCAGCUCGUCGGCUCCUUCACCACCCCCAAGUUCCACUGCGGUGGUGGCGGCGGUGGCGGCGGUGGCGGCGGUGGCGGUGUGGCCGCCGCAUCCGCGUGGAGGAUCGUCGAUUUCACGGAGGACCUGAGGAAGUGGCUUCAUCACCGGCACCUGACGGCCAUCCUCAGAAGGGGACUCGAAGCCGCCGGUGGUGGAGUCGAUGCCGGUCGGAGCCCGCCACAGCCGGCUAGAGCACGCGACAACUUCACGGAUGCCGGGGCGCGCCCGCACAGGAGGUGGAUGUCGAGGCAAGCAGAGGAGCCAGCUACCAUGGUGGUGUUCUCCCGGCUCGACGAGGCGGAGGGCGGCCGCGGCAGCGUCUCGCUGCUGCACCACACCGUGGGGCACAAGCCGCACGCGCCGCUCUUCUCGGACGAGUGGCGCUCGCCGGCUCGGGGCGGGAGUCCCCUCGCCGACGAGGCGCCAUCGAGCAGCCGGCGGCACAAGCGCAACGGCCACGGAGGAGGGGCAAAUGCGGCGGUGCACGGGCGCAAGGACGGACUGCGGGGAGGGCACGGGGGCCAGCAGGGCAGAGCUGGACCUGAAAUCAUUCACAGGGCCAUGACACAGUGA